CAAGCAGGAACACUGGGCAAAAAUACCUUUGACAUCACAGAGGGUCAUGAUGCAGGUGAAAGUGCCACUAGUGUGAUGGAUGCCAACCACUCUUCGGCACAAGAAGACUUCACUUUGACUGCCAUCAGUGUGACCAAUGGCAACUGCAGUGCAGAUGGAUGGCGGCACCAUCAAGAGGGUACAGCCAGCUGCAGAGGUCACGGUCACUGGCUGCAGCAGCCAUGAGCAAGCCUGGGCCAUCCAGAACCUCCUCAUCGAGUGGUUCCCUCGUGGCGUGAAGCUGUUUUUCAAGAUUCAAUCCUCUGCCAAGAAGCUGGAGGUCCUGGUGAACGAGAAGGUCUUGGUGUCCAAAGCCGUGUCCAAGUUACUGGAGGACGACAUUGCGGGGCUCUGGCCGACGGACCGGGCGAAGAUCAAAGCCGAAAUCCGUGGCUGGCUUGAUGACUCGCCAGAUGAGCAGCAGCAGGCUCCCAGCGAGAAAGACCCCUCCGUGCGGGAGAAGACGGGGAGCAGUGCCUUGGAGAUCGUGGGCUCCAUCUCGGUGAUCCUCUCCGUGGGGGUGGCGAUCUAUGUCUUCACGUAUUUCCUUUCACUGGGCCUGAAAUCUGGGCCGCGCAGUGAGGAGUCAGGAAUGGAGAACUAUGAACUGUGAUUAGCUUUGAUGAGCUCUGAUCAGUUCAUUACUGCUUGGUUUCAAGCAGCAGCAUUUGGUGCCUUUACCUUGCCAGCUCCUCUCAAAAUGGGAGGGUCGCCCCCUGCCACCUCAGUUUGACACCAAUCCUUUUUGUGUAUACCCCUUAUAUUUUGGACACGGGCAAGCCCCCCCAUUCUGAGCUCUCUCCGCAGCUGAUGUGCCGUUUGACCUUGCAAGUUGAUACCAGUUGUUUUGACCAGUCACCCGUGCAUGGCUCCCCCAGCCACAAGGCUGCUGAUGGGGAAAAAGACCGUAAAUGGAGAAAGAGAAUGGUUCAAAAUGAGAGGUCUCGACCUGCGCCACCAAAGAGGUAUAAAUUUUGAUUUGGAGGCAGGUAGCACACACGCCCCACUGCCACAUCAUGUUUGUAGGCAGACAUCCGGCACACAUGUCUCCUUCCAAGCAUGUCUCACCUUCCGUCCGC
Durusdinium trenchii is the source of this 1118-nucleotide messenger RNA. NCBI's taxonomy places the organism in Eukaryota, Dinophyceae, Suessiales, Symbiodiniaceae. The record is from the annotation of a GenBank genome assembly.